CGCCUCCCGUCUCCCGCGACAGCAUGAAGACCGCCGAGGACGCCAGAGGAGUGCAUGGCGAGGGGCCGCGGAAGCUAGGCCUCUGCCUCCUCUGCGGCCUGCCCGCGGCAGGAAAAUCGACCUUCGCGCGGGCCCUAAGCCCCCGGUUACGGCAGGAGCGGGGCUGGGCCGUCGGCGUGGUCGCCUAUGAUGACGUCAUGCCGGACGCGGUCCUCGAGGAGGCGAGCGCGCGGCCGUUGGUCAGUACGGAGGGGGCGGGGCCUAGCCUGUGGUCGCAGAAGGACAUAGAGGGGCUCCACCUAAAUGCUGGAUUGUCCCUUGUGUGGGAGCCAUCCCAAUGGAAGUUGCUUCGACAGGAACUGUUGAAGUACCUAGAACACUUCUUGUUGGCUGUCAUUAACGGGUGUCAGAUGUCUACCCCACCCAACAGGACUGAAGCCAUGUGGGAGGAUUUUAUAACCUGCUUAAAGGAUCAAGAUCUGAUAUCUUCUGCUGCACCGGAGGCCCGGUCUUGCUAUCUCUUAACGAAGACUGCUAUUUCUAGACCUUUGUUUUUGAUUUUAGAUGACAACUUUUAUUAUCAAAGUAUGAGAUACGAAGUCUACCAACUGGCUCGGAAAUAUUCAUUAGGCUUUUGCCAGCUUUUUUUAGAUUGUUCUCUGGAGACCUGUUUACAGAGGAAUGGCCAGAGACCCCAGGCGCUGCCUGCCGAGACCAUCCACCUGAUGGGAAGAAAGCUGGAAAAGCCCAACCCCGAGAAAAAUGCUUGGGAACACAACAGCCUCACAAUUGAGAGUUCAGAAUGUUCUUCUGAAGCCAGCCUGAAGUUGACCGAUUUAUUGCUUACUGCUUUGGAAAAUCCAGUAAAAUAUAUUGAGGACAAUGUGGAACAAAAGGAAGCAGACAGAAUCAUUUGUUCAACCAACCUUCUUCAUCAAGCCGAUCAGAUGCUCCGAAGGAUUGUCUCUCAGACGAUGAAGGAAGCAAAAGAGGAACGAGUGCUUCCUUUCAACUUGAAGCUUCUAGCAGAAGAACUCAACAAGCUCAAAGCAGAGUUUUUGGAAGACCUAAGACAAGGAAACAAAAAGUACCUGUGCUUUCCAGAAACCACCAAUGUAUCAGACGCUAUUGCUUUUUUUCAUCAUGAGAAAGAUAAUAUUGUCCAGAAAUAUUUUUCAAAGCAUUAAAACUUUUGAACUUACAAUCAAAUAUCCGAUUUUGGUUGAGUUUGCAAAAUAAAACCAUUUUGCAUUACUGGA
Felis catus (domestic cat) is the source of this 1259-nucleotide messenger RNA. RefSeq names its product phosphoseryl-tRNA kinase (gene PSTK). The coding region runs from base 24 to 1187 and encodes 387 amino acids. The record is from RefSeq and is a predicted model, not a curated record. Gene Ontology annotation, molecular function: tRNA binding; kinase activity. Lineage: Eukaryota; Metazoa; Chordata; Mammalia; Carnivora; Felidae. The transcript is spliced from 6 exons.